Molecule: messenger RNA, 3132 nt
Organism: Harpegnathos saltator (Jerdon's jumping ant)
Lineage: Eukaryota; Metazoa; Arthropoda; Insecta; Hymenoptera; Formicidae
Product: gametogenetin-binding protein 2
Exons: 11
Coding region: 346-2475 (709 amino acids)
Cellular component (GO): cytoplasm; nucleus
Source: RefSeq, a predicted model, not a curated record
GAGAGAGAGAGAGAGAGAGAAAGAGAAAUAAAAAUUGUCGGAAGAUAGAUGAUUCAGAAAGCGCAGCUUUUUACAAUAGGUGGAAACUUAUGAUAUUUAUUACGUGUGCUGCUCCGCGUGGAAGUACGUUGCAAGUAGCAAACGUGCAUGCGUGACAUUCGAUUUGUUUUUAUCGUGUAGUAACCGCCUACGUGAAUGAACGUUUGGUAAUUGCAGAACGAGAUACUUUUCAUACAUAUCUUCUGACGAAGAAACCAAAAGAGAAAGAAAAAGAACGAAGACGAACGUGUACUAUAGUGAGAAAGCGAGCGAGUGUACGCAACCCAGAUCGUGAACGAAAGAACGAUGGCAAGACUCUUGAACGUUUGGCGGGAGGAUAAGCCGAGAGACUUGCUGUCCAGCAAGCAAAUGCUGUUGAAUGUCGACGAGAAUUUGACAAUGGUGAUGGAUAUAAAAAAUUUAGGAGCAAUCUGUGAUAAUCCUAUAAUCCGUGGGAAAUAUUUACAGGAGUUUGUAAAAAAAUUGGAAAUACUUACAAAGGAAGAAAUUAAAGCAUCCUUUGAGGUUACAUGCAAGGACAUGCUUGCUAUUUUGAGCGAAACUGUACCAUGUGUAGGUUGUCGAAGAAGUGUUGAAAGACUAUUAUAUGAUUUAAUGAAGUCUGGACAUCCUGCAUUAGAUCCACUAGUUAUUACUCCUGGUGGUCUGCUUUCAAUUAAGGAUGAUGUACUAGAAUCGCCUGAGCAACUUUGUACAAUGUUACAUGGACACAGCACUAGAUUAAGUAAUUUAGUAGAGCAACAACCAAGAAAUAGGAAAUCUCAACGAUGUAUAUUGCAUUCUUUGGAAAUUCAACGAAUGCGACCUCCACCGAACGCAUGGAAGGAAGUUUGGGAGUGUAUGGAAAAACCAUGCCAAGAGGAACUCGCCUUGAUAGAGACUGAUAUACUAGAUGAGACAUUAGAUAUUUAUCUACGUAAACAUAGAUUUUGUGCAGAGUGCCGCAACAAGGUAUUAUUAGCAUCCUCUCUUCUAACAAGGGAGCCCGACCCCACAAAAGAAAAAGGCUAUGUAUCUAUUUUGUACACCGGUAUUAGACGUUGUAUAGCCGAUCAUCACAUUCACUUACCAACCAUGACGAAUUACAUCGGUACCAUUAUCGGUCGCGCACAGCCAGAACUCAUGGGAAGAGAGCGUCAUGCGAAGACAUUGGAAAUUGCUCAAGAGGAAGUACUUACAUGUUUAGGCAUAUGUAUGGCGGAACGUUUACAUAAAGUCCAUCGACGGUUGAGAGAAGAGGAGACUGUGUGUAAAGUAUUAGCUGCUGUUGCAAUAGAUGCAUUGUCUAGAAAUUUUCAGAUGGCAGUCGAGAUGAAGCAAGGUUUUACGCAAUUAGAACUAUUAUAUGAAGAAUUCACGAGGGAAGAAAUAGCGAAACAGCAGAAACGUGAGAAGUUACGGCUCAAACGUAAGAAGCAGAAGGAACGUCGUUACGAGACCGAGACCGAGGAGAAGGAAAAUACCUGUAAUUGUUCAAGCGAGAGACAAAAUGGUGAUAGCCAAUCCUGUAUCUGUGCGGAAUUGAAAUCAGCAACGCAAAAUAUUGACCGACAUAAGUUGCAAGUUUUAGAUCCAAAAAACAAAGGUAUGCGGACGUGCAAAUGCCCCGAUUGUUCGAACAAAACGAAAACACCAAGUAUAUCGCAAUCGCAAGAUAAAACCGAACAAGCAUUCCCUGUAAAAAAGACGACGACUUCACAGAAGACUAUGAUUAAAGAUUCCUCUGAGACGAAGAUGAAACCUGACAUGAAUGAAUCUGAACGGAGUAGCUUAUCUUACGAACAAUUUCCUCAGGAGAUUUCAUCGGAUAUCUCCGAGUCGUGUAAGAACUUAGGUAUGAAAUCCGAUGAAACUCAGUGGAAUUAUGACGACGAUUGUAAGAAUUUCGUGACGAAGGAAUUGUUAGACGCUUGGAUCGCGAAACCCCGUGCAAAAAGUAAAUACACCAUGUGGAUAGAAAUGAGGAAACGUUUCAAAUUGUCUGAGAGGGAAGGUCGCUCUAACAGCGAGCAAUCCUCCCAAGAUUGUGGGUAUUCUUCCGAACAAAAUAUCAGUAGUUCUUCUCUUCCUAGCACUCCAGAUGGCUUUGAACUAGCCUGCAACGAUGCAUGUUGUAAGCAUGGUGGAUAUUGUUACGAUCUACAGUCAUGUGAUAAACUUAUUCAUUCCGAUUCUAGCAUCUCUUUAUUGAAGAAGAGAGGCGGCGGUUUGACACUUAUGCAAAUGUUAGAGGAUUCCUACUUGUAUGAUGAUAGCAACGACGACGAGGAGAGUCAUAUUCCAGCGGAAGAAAUAUUGGAAUUCAAAUCGCGGAUGUGUCAAGUUACAGAAAAGCGGCAGGAACUUCGGCAAACACUUAGAGAACGUUUUGCUGUCUUAUGUAGCCAUAUGAAACCAUUUAUCAUGCAUCAAUAAGAAUUUCUGGUUGAGAUAUUGCAAUAUGGUAUAGCAUACCAUAUUUUUUCUGUUUUAUCAGAUAAUGAGACAUAAGUAUAAUAAAUAUAUUUUGGACUGUUAUCGCUUGAGGUCUACUUGUUAUAUGAAAUAAAAUGCUGGGAAUUAUUCAGAGAAAAAGAAAAAAACGGAAUUGUGACACUAUACGAUUCAUCUACAAACAGAGAGCUGCGUUUCGAGAUAAACAUAGAUAUACCAGAAGAAAAAGAAAUUAUUAAUGUCGCAUUGAAUUUUCAUUGUGUUUUCAAUAAAAAAAGCAAAUCUUAAACUGUCAUUAAACAGCGUGUUCGACAGAACACAAUGCAAAUAGAAGCAUUAUAGGACUAUUAUACAUAAAUCAAAUUAUAUGGAUUUGUGCAAUUUUGAAGCGAGUAUUGCUAUUUUGUAUGAGCAUGCCUUGACUAUGAUAUGGCAGAUACCUGAUUCCACACGCAGUGCGGGUGCAAAUUACAUAUUACAUGUACAAGCUUUAGAUGAUUACUGGUACUUGAAGAAUACUGUGUUUUUUUCAGACCUUAAAGUUAUGUGAUUUCUGGUUUAUGAAGACUUAUAUCCGUAUUGUAAAAGUAGGAACGAGCAACUGACAAUUGCCACAAUUAUAAUAUAAAAUAAACGUUG